Dunckerocampus dactyliophorus (ringed pipefish) is the source of this 3941-nucleotide messenger RNA. Its product is annotated as leucine-rich repeat-containing protein 24-like. The transcript has 8 exons. The record is from RefSeq and is a predicted model, not a curated record. Lineage: Eukaryota; Metazoa; Chordata; Actinopteri; Syngnathiformes; Syngnathidae. Gene Ontology annotation, molecular function: protein binding. Bases 343 to 2274 code for a protein of 643 amino acids.
AGGUCUUUUAUUGUGGAAACAAUGUAGGCGGAAGUGAACAGCGUGAGGAAGUUGUUGGACAGCAGAAGGGGAAUAAGGCGUGAAAAAAAACCUUGCAUGUUCUCCAUAGAUUCAGGCUGAGUGGCUCAACAAAGCGCUUUAGCUCAGCGUAGGAAGACAGCAGCCUUUCCUGCCAGCCGCCAUCUGACGCUCCAUCCAUCCAUCCUUCAUCCUCCUCCAUCUUCCCAUCCAUCAUCCAUCCUCCGCUCCGACUACGCCACGGGCCCGCGGGGCUGUGCGCAGCGUGGAAACAUCCAGCGAUGCUUCAUCCUCCGCAUCCCGAAUAAACGUCGACUGCUGAAAAUGAGCAGAGAUUCCAGCGGGUUCGGCAUGGGGAGACGUCGACUCCCUCAUCAGCGUCCUCCAUCAUCAUCAUCACCAUCACCAGCCUCAUCAGCUGUUGCCACGGCACCGCCCCUCCUGCCCAUGCUACUCCUCUGGCUCCUCCCCCAGGCCGCCGCUGCCUACGCCUCCUGCCCGGCGAGCUGUCGCUGCUACAGCCUGACGGUGGAGUGCGGCUCCACCGGCCUGCAGAGCGUCCCCAAACACUUGCCCCCACCCACACAGACGGUCUUCCUGCAGGACAACGUGAUCAGUCAGAUCCGCUGUCAGGACCUGGCUCUGCUCAGACACCUGCACUACCUCUACCUGCAGAACAACACCAUUUCCGCUGUGGAGCCCGGCUCUUUCCAGAACCAGGCUAAGCUGUUGGAGCUGGCCCUAAACGGGAACAGGAUCCACUUGGUGACGGCUGACAUGUUCCAGGGACUGGAACACCUGCGCAUUCUUUACCUGGCGGGAAAUGAUAUCACACGGCUGCUAGACUACACCUUCCGUGGCUUGCAGCGCCUCCAGGAGCUCCACCUGCAGCACAACAGCAUUGAGGUUCUGGCCGACCAGGCGCUGGUCGGUCUGACAUCGCUGGCUCUGUUGGACCUUAGCAGGAACCAUCUUCACACCAUCGGGCCGGCCACGCUGCGACCGCUGGUCAGUCUGCAGGUGCUCCGGAUCACAGACAACCCAUGGCGCUGUGACUGCGCCCUCCACUGGUUGAGGAACUGGAUUGACGAAGAGGGCCAGCGGCUGCUCAGUUCAGCCGAGCGUCGAAUGGCGUGCUCCGAGCCGCCCCGUCUGUCCCACCUGAGCCUAGUGGAAGUCCCGCUCAACAGCCUAGUCUGCAUCCCCCCGCUGGUGCAGCUGGAGCCCAGGAGGCUGGCGGUACGUCUGGGUGAGAGCCUACGGGUGUCUUGUCAUGCCUCCGGCUACCCACGACCUCAGGUCACGUGGAGGAAGGCAUCCCAGGGCAAGGUGGCGCCAUCUCCCAGAGGACUGGUGCAGGAGCUGGGAGGUGGAGGCAGAGGCGGAGGCAGAGCCGAGGAGCCUUCAGAGCGAGGCCGAGUGAGUCUGCAGAAGAGUGACAGUGAGCACUUUGACCCCGACACGGGCAGCGGGAUGCUGUUCCUCAGCAACGUCACUGUGGCUCACGCCGGCUUCUACGAGUGCGAGGCGUGGAAUGCAGGGGGCGUGGCCAGGGUCACUUUCCAGCUCGCCAUCAACUCCUCCUCCUCCUCCAUCUGGGCCACCUGGUCACAGGUGUCCCCUCCACACUCGCCAGCCUGGCCCCGCCUGAGGAGCCCAGGCCCCGCCUCGGGCUCUGACGUGAGUCGGGAGCCGCUCUACGCUCUGGGCAGCAUGGCCUUCGGCGCUCUAGGCGCCGCCACGCAGACGGCCAUUGCAGCGGGCAUCUCGCUGCUGGCUCUGACUGCUCUGCUGCUGCUGGCCAUGAUCUACAGCCGCCAUCAGCAAGGAGACAAGGAAGCUGACGGGGCUGACCAGGAGGAGAGCAUCCUGUACGUCAACGACUACUCAGACGGCCCGACCACGUUUGCCCAGCUGGAGGAGUACCGCGACGAGCGAGGCCACGAGAUGUACGUCCUGAAUCGGGCCAAGCCUGUGUUACCCCCUGCCCCGCCCACCGCCGUCUCCACUACCAGCCUGGGCUGCCCCGCACCGUCCGACACCAGCAGUCACACCGCCUCCUCGGGGGCGGGCCAACCAGCGAGCCCCACCCUCAAUAAACAGCUGCAAGUGGACGGGGACAUUCGGACCAUGAGGAGAAUGGCGGGAGAAGGUGGGGAGGCGGAGCCAGUGAUGACAUCGGAGGGAGAGGCGAUGUUUGUGAACCACACGGGCUUGUUUGUGGACUCACAGAUCGCCUACGAGAUCCACUGCUGAGGCUAUAGCACACCUGGUGGUCACAAUCAGAACUGCAAUGGACUGGCCUAAAUCUGACCCAGUGACACUGUGACCUUACAUGCCAAAAUGAUGCCCACAGACUGAGGUGCUAUUAUCAUAACCUCUGGCCAGGAUGAUGUUCUUGUACAGAAGUUAUUGUUUCUCUGGCCUCUCUUGAGUGGCUUGGUCGUUCUUUCACUUUCUUCAUGACUGGAUUCCCUUUUUGUUGUGCACGUCCCCAUCCCCCAGUGUCUUGACUGUACUUUUGAAGUGAAAAUGACCAUGUAAAGACAAUGUCAGUCAACCUUAUGCGCUUGAUUUUGUCUUCUCUCCCACCAUGGCGCAUGUGCGUGAUGAACUAUUUGACAAAAAGAAGCAGGGUCCAGGCAGCUAACAAUGCUAUUGGAAGAGAGGAGUCAAUUUAAAGUCGUUAGCAUGUAGCAGCCCUCAUGUGGUUCGCGUCUUGUUGAUGCCUGGAUGUUAUUUUGUCAUUCCUAGGUGGAGUAGGGGCAUUUUUUAAAGGGAUUUAUUGUCUGUCUUCAACGAUAGCAACAUUUCUUACUCUAAAACAUUAGCAAUCUACAUGAGCCAGCAGUGAAUGUUUGUUUGCAUCCACACUCACUGUGAGGAGGUUACCAAUAAACAAACUACAGAAGACCAUUUGCUUUUUGACUCCAUUUCACAGUCAAAACCACAAGUCCUAACACAUAUAGGCUACCAUUUAAUUGACAGAUUAGCAACUAGGCUAAUCCAGAAUGUGGCUGGACAAAAGACAAAAACGAAGUUAAAUGUCUCACCAGCUGAUGCUCACGACCGCCUCCAAUCGUUAAUCAGGACGAGUCACAGUUUGUCUUCCAGACUCGUGGUCCAAGUCAAAACCUUGACACAUCUGCUCAGCCUGCCACUGUUUGCUUCCACAAGGUCAAAGGCCCUUGAACAUACUGAUAAAUGUUUGGCAUCAAAGCGAGUUCAAUGUCCAAAAUGCUUGCAGUAGCAGGGUUAAAGGUCAUUUAGGUUGUGGUUACUGUUAUUAUAGUUCAGGGAUCGGCAACAUUUACCAUCAAAAGAGCCAUUUUGCCUCCUCUUCCAGUAAAAAAAAAAAGUUGCAAAACAUGACACAGCAUAUAAACUUUUAAAAGUUUUAAUCUUUUUUAAAUUACACCUGUUACAACAGAAGUGCUGAGUUCAUGUGUAGGAAUUUGAAAUAACUAUGCAGGCCUCUGAGGUGUUCCUAUAUUUGUGUAAAAUUAAAACAACUUUGACAUAAAAAAGCCCAUCAGAGUUCACAUAUCUGUAUAUAUCUCCUCAGUAUCGUUUACAUCACUUGACUCCAUCCAUCCAUUUUCUAUGCCACUUAACCUAAUUAGGCCCACGUGGGUAUGCUGGAGCCUAUCCCAGCUUCAGACUUCGGGCAAGAGAUAUGGACAAUUUAGAGUCGCCAAUUAACCUAACAUGCAUGUUUUUGGAAUGUGGGAGGAAACCGGAGUACUCGGAGAAAACAUGAAGAGAACAGCAAACAUGCAAAAUCCACACAGAGAUGCCCAACGGAGAUUUGAACCCAGGUCUUCCCGAUCUCCUGUGUGGCCAAAGUGCUAACCACUCAUCCACCGUGCAGCCCAUCACUUGACUCAUCACAGGCACUUAAAUAUGGUUGUGCUGAAUUAGAG